Ogataea haglerorum is the source of this 255-nucleotide messenger RNA. RefSeq lists its product as uncharacterized. The transcript has a single exon. The coding region runs from base 1 to 255 and encodes 84 amino acids. Lineage: Eukaryota; Fungi; Ascomycota; Pichiomycetes; Pichiales; Pichiaceae. The record is from RefSeq and is a predicted model, not a curated record.
AUGUUCUACUAUCGCAUAGUCACCAAGUGGUCGCACAUGUUCGGAGACGCAGAAUUGGUGGGGCUUAUAAGUAAAGCAUUGGUUGACAGAGCAAGUGAGUUAAACGAUUUAAGCUUCAAAUUGAGUGAUCACUUUAGAGGCGCUAAUUUAGAAUUCUUGAAUAAUCUCGAUAGCUAUGAGAAACAGUUGUUCAAAAGCAGCCAUAAAUCUUACAAAGAUCUGAAGAUCUGGUGGCUCAAAAAGCCCAACUCAUGA